Messenger RNA from Drosophila persimilis, 2199 nucleotides. RefSeq names its product polycystin-2. Gene Ontology annotation, biological process: detection of mechanical stimulus. Lineage: Eukaryota; Metazoa; Arthropoda; Insecta; Diptera; Drosophilidae. The coding region runs from base 1 to 2199 and encodes 732 amino acids. The record is from RefSeq and is a predicted model, not a curated record. Gene Ontology annotation, molecular function: calcium ion binding; calcium channel activity. The transcript is spliced from 2 exons. Gene Ontology annotation, cellular component: membrane.
AUGGCCAAACCUGACGAAGCACAAGCAAAGAGGCACAACCGCAUGGACUAUCUAAAUCUGCGGCUACGCAGCUUGCGAAGCCAACUAAUGAUCACGGAGAGACAUCGCAACGAGAAGCUGAACCUUAAGUACAGGACCAUUGUCCACGAACUCUGGGUGUACGGAAAGGUCUUCCUUAUACAUUUGUUUUUAAAUGUGGCGCUGGACCGCGACGACCUGUACUACAACUACAAAUCUAUCCAAACCUUGAUCACGUAUAAUACCACCAGCACGAUUGGCCUAAGUCACGUGCUAUUUAUACAUCAGCUGUAUCCCUUCAUCGAACACACUCUGGUCAAUGCCUUCUUAUCAGAUGAUCACCAUAGUCUAAAUGCGAACUGGGUCAAUUCCAAUAGCACUAAGCUGCUUGGCGUGGUACGAAUGCGGCUGCUACGGAACACCGGAGAACAAUACGGCUUAAAUGAUCCGGAAUUCACGGAGAAGGAAUAUUCCCACGGCUGGAGCCCGUCUUAUUUUGACGAGCCCUACACCGACAAGUCCUGGUCUAUCUAUUUACCUUGGCUGCCGAUGGAGGAUAAGCACACUUUCUGGGAGAAAAUAUUCCUUAAUAUCAAACAGUACGGAUUCUUUGCAGCCUAUCCCGAGCUGAAAGGCUACGUAGUCACGCUACGGGAUAAGAAGAUUGACAGCAUAAAGGUGCUCACAUAUCUCUUCCAAAACAAUUGGCUCGACGGCAGGACCGCAGCUAUCUUCUUCGACUUCACGCUGUACAAUGUGGACGCGGAUCUUUUCAGUGUGUGCAGUAUUCGGUGUGAGAACUUGCCUUUCGGCAUUAUCCGAAGCAGCAUGGAUAUCAAUACUGUGUCCAUGACGAUGUCGGCGGAGACCGUUCCAUGGACUAUCUUCAUUUGGUUUAUUGCUUAUGUGGCUGUCUUGCUGCAGCUCGGAGUGGCAGUGAUUGUGCCCUUGUGGUUCGAGCCUAAGCGAUUUAAGAGCUUUUGGGUAAAAGUGGAUGUCCUGAUCCUACUUCUCAGCAUGUCAGUUUUAAUCAUGAAAGGUGUGAAGUCGGGCAUUACAACCAAGCUUUUGGCGUUGUUAGAGGUGGCCAGCACGCAUGAUUUUAUUGACUUUCGAGUACCGGCGCGCUUAAACGAUUGGGCCACUAUUGCGAUGGGCUGCCUCAUCUGCCUGGUCACCCUGCGUUUGUGGAAGGUCAUGCAGUUUGCUAGCAUCUUUCAAAUCUUUACGAUGACCCUGUCCUUGGCCUGGAGUGCUCUCUUCAGCACGGCCUGUGUGAUCUGCAUCUUAAUGAUGGCAUUCGGCAUUGUUAUGGUCUGCAUCAACGGCAACAACAGAAAGAACUUUAGGAGCCUGCUGCACGCGUUGGCCACCAUCAUGUGCUUUACUUUUGGCUUCAGUAGCCAUGUCGAUCCCGAAGAUCUCUUCAGCGGUGGCGAAUUGAUUGGCAUUGUGAUCUACACUAUAAUGGCCUUUACCAUCUCCAUCCUGCUAGUAAACGUGUUCGUGUCGAUACUCAGCAACUACUUCACCGCAGCCAAGGCAGUCCGCGAUCGUCAGCGCAAAGAUGAGAUCUCAUUCUGGGAGUUCCUUCGCGUCGAGUAUGCGGAUGCUAUCAGGAUCGUACGGGAAAUAUUUUUGCUCCAGCCCAGUUACAAGCGCAGGAACCGCACCGUGUCCGAGAACAUCAAGCGCAAACUGGAUCUUCAGGAACGUGCUAAUUCUUCAGCUCGACUCAAGAGGGGAUACGACUAUGUAGCUACACCCAGGUGGAAAUCUGUGAUUGAAUCGGAAGAGCAUGAGCACAAGCAGCAGGCCCUACACAGGGAUCGCAUUUCAAGGACCUACACGAUAGCAGCCAUUCUCCAGACGCAGUUGGAAAUCGCUGAGCGAUCUAUUUUCGGCGACAAGGAUGGAAAUCUUCGUAGUGAGUCGGACGAGGAUGAGGGACAGAUCUACGACUCCUUGCUAAGUGAGCUCACCAUCCUGAAGGAGAAGUGGACCAUCCAUCGCCGACGACCCUAUGUGCUCAGCGAGUUCACUGCCAAGUGGGAUGGUUCCGUGUAUGCCUCCAUAGAUCUUCCCUACAAGCGCAUCCGUCAGGAGGUGGAUCGCCACCAUUUGGCCCAGCCCAUCCUGCAGCAGUGGAAAUUGGACGUGGAAUCCGCUGCUCUUAAAUAA